GCUGGUCCUGAUUAGCUGAUAAACAGCUGAUGAACAUGGCAAGGACACCGUUUAAAGGACAGACGAGAGGAAGGAAUACAGAGUAGAAAUACCACAAUGGAACAUACAAACAAUUUUUAGGGUUCGACCGAUUGUUUAUUAUUGUCCCGCAGUAGUCUGUGACCUUGGGAUUUUGACAGAUUCUGCCUAGAACCGGCGUUUGUACUUCUACAUAUCCUUCAUAUACCGAAUUUAAUUUCGCUAAGGUCGAGCCCAUUUAACAAUGGAUUUUAUAUUGAGCGGGGCAGCUGCCUGCGGAGCUUGCCUGUUCACUAACCCACUGGAGGUUGUCAAAACUCGGAUGCAAUUACAAGGAGAGCUCAAAAGCCGGGGGACCUACCAGGUUUACUACCGCAACGUUUUCCACGCUUUUUACACUAUCGGCAAAGUAGAUGGACUCGCUGGUUUACAGAAAGGGUUGGUACCCGGACUUGUCUAUCAGUUUUUCAUGAAUGGAGUGAGGCUUGGGUCGUAUUCAAUCAUUGAGUCAUCUGGAUACAUCCACACGGACGGGAGGGUUAGUGCUGCUAAAACCACACUAGCAGGGGCUGCCGCUGGAGUCGUGGGGGCAGUGAUGGGAAGUCCCAUCUACUUGGUGAAGACUCACAUUCAGAGUCAGGCCACUUCCUCUAUAGCUGUUGGACAUCAGUAUCAACAUCAGGGCAUGGUCCAUGCUCUGGCAGCGAUCCACAAGCAGCAUGGUAUCCUAGGCCUGUGGAGGGGCUCCAGUGCAGCUGUACCCAGGGUCAGCGUGGGGUCAGCUGCUCAACUCUAUUCCUUCGCUGCCUCCAAGGAGCUUGUCGUCGACCUACAGGUGUUCCCAGAGGGCAGCUGGCUGGUGGCUCUGUGUGCAGGGAUGAUCAGCAGUGUGGUGGUGGUAGCAGCCAUGACACCCUUUGACGUGGUCAGCACACGGCUCUACAACCAACCUGUGGAUCAUACAGGCAAGGGAGAGCUCUAUAAAGGUUUUGGGGACUGCUUCUCGAAGACACUGAAGAUGGAGGGUGUGACAGGGCUCUACAAAGGCCUGGGUGCAUCCUACUUCCGUCUGGGGCCACACACCAUCCUGUCUCUACUGUUCUGGGACGAACUGAGGAAGCUCUGGCAGCAGCACAGAUAGUAGCCGGCAGGCAGGGCAAGCUCUACUCUGCCAGCAACACAGAUAGUAUCAGGAAAGGGAGACCCAGGCCGUAUUCCAGGCCAUCUGCAAAGCAGUUGCGCUGCAUAAAUUAACCAAUGAUUGCCACGUCAUCUACAUUGCAGUCGGGCAUCAGAAUUAUACUUUUUUUGUAUGGUUUUAUUUGUAUCUUUUUCUCAAACAAUAACAACCAUACAUAAACAAAAGACAAACAGACACACAAAUUUCAUCAAACAUAAAUGGCAUCACAUCUGCUCAGGCCCACGUGUUCCCACUGCAACCAUACGCAUCACGUAUGUCUCAACCACACUCAUCCUCCAUCCCCUGGAACAUUCCAGUGCUUGUAGCACUCUGCCAUAUGGCCUCAAAUUGCACUGUUCUAUUUUUAUCCGUAGCCCACACCUUUUCAAUAUUUACAUAA
This is a messenger RNA of Salvelinus sp. IW2-2015, 1598 nucleotides long. It is a transcript of the gene slc25a35, whose product is annotated as solute carrier family 25 member 35. The record is from RefSeq and is a predicted model, not a curated record. Lineage: Eukaryota; Metazoa; Chordata; Actinopteri; Salmoniformes; Salmonidae.